AUGAGUUCAGGAACGCCAUUACUCAUCAAGGGCUCUUGCUACUGCAAGGGUAUUCAAUAUGAGGUCCAGUCUGGAACUGGGCAGUGGAUCCGCUGCCACUGUUCCAUGUGCAGGAAGCUCAUUGGUGCCGACUUCUGCACUUUUUUUGCUGUCCCAAACUCGAAGCUGCAGAUGAAAGCAAAGGAAACAAUGAAGACUUACAGGAGUUCAAAAGAGGCUGUAAGGUCCUUCUGCAGCACCUGUGGGUGUUCUGUGAUCAUGAAGAAUGACACUGAAUCCAACACCAUUUGGAUCAAUGCUUCAACGCUGGACCAGGAGAUUCCAGUUACAAAGCCAACGCAAAUAUUCACAGAUAACAAAGCCUUCUGGUUAGAUACAUUGAAUGAUGCUCCUCAUUCAGGAGAUAUAUCCAACUGGGAGCCUGAUUGUGCCAAAGAUUUGUAA
This is a messenger RNA of Macrobrachium nipponense, 444 nucleotides long. RefSeq lists its product as uncharacterized. Gene Ontology annotation, molecular function: carbon-sulfur lyase activity. The coding region runs from base 1 to 444 and encodes 147 amino acids. The record is from RefSeq and is a predicted model, not a curated record. The transcript has a single exon. NCBI's taxonomy places the organism in Eukaryota, Metazoa, Arthropoda, Malacostraca, Decapoda, Palaemonidae.